AUGGCCGCAGGCGGCCGAAACGAAUGUGGCGACCGUGCCGGGCUCGGCCGGGCCGGGCCCGGCCGGGAAGCGGCGGGCGCGGACAGCGGCGUGGAUUAUGCAGCGGGGGCGGCCGCGCCCCGCGAAGAACCGGGCCUAAGUCCGCAGAGCGAGCGAGAGGGAGGAGCCGGCGCGGCGUCCCCUGACAGCGGCGUGACAGCGGCGCAAGACCCGGAGCCCGCGGGCCGCGCCGCGCCGCGCAGCGCAGAGCCGGCCGGAGCGCGUUUUUACUUUUUGAUGCGCGCUGCGGCGGCCGCUCCGCCCUCCGCCGCCACACACGCCUGCCUCGCCGCGCCGGCGACGCCAAUCUCUCGUGACAGCUCCGAGGUAUAA
Molecule: messenger RNA, 372 nt
Organism: Schistocerca cancellata (South American locust)
Lineage: Eukaryota; Metazoa; Arthropoda; Insecta; Orthoptera; Acrididae
Product: testis-specific gene A8 protein-like
Exons: 2
Coding region: 1-372 (123 amino acids)
Source: RefSeq, a predicted model, not a curated record